This is a messenger RNA of Helicoverpa zea (corn earworm), 2774 nucleotides long. RefSeq names its product leucine-rich repeat-containing protein 56. The transcript is spliced from 10 exons. The record is from RefSeq and is a predicted model, not a curated record. NCBI's taxonomy places the organism in Eukaryota, Metazoa, Arthropoda, Insecta, Lepidoptera, Noctuidae. Bases 42 to 1751 code for a protein of 569 amino acids. Gene Ontology annotation, molecular function: protein binding.
UGGUUAGUCAGAAAUUUAUAUAUUUUUUAGGUUUUUGAAAAAUGCCUGCUUUCGAAGCUCCAAGUGUCGAACUGGGUAGUGCACCUCGGACACCGAGCAUAGUCGCGUCACCCUCUCCUUCGGAAAUCUCUAGUGCCAGUUCACCUGAACCACCUAAUGUACGAGCCACUCCGUUGUUUAGAGCUCUGGCUAUGCCACCACCUGAACCAGAACAACCGCCAGGACAAGAUGAGCUGGAGCGCCGGCUUCCUGGAUACAGACGUAUCGUCAUACCCCGAGAACUAACUUUGAUAGAGCUUCUGAAACAAAGCAGCGGGGUAACAACCGAUGAUGAGGUGCUGCGUAUUCGAGAAGCUAAGCUACGCGUGGUGGCUGAUCGAGUAGGACUGAGGCGACUGCACGUUCUCUCCCCACGACUGCGAAACCUGACGUUAGACGGCAGUGCGCUUUCUUCAUUGCGUGAUCUUGGAAUCGGUUUAGUUCAUCUCAAAAUUUUAAGUAUCAAUCGAUGCGGCUUGUCUACCUUGGACGGCGUCUGGGGUCUUGGUGCCUUGAGGGAACUGUAUGCUGCUGGAAACCGCCUUCACGACUUGCAGCCCUUAGCGGCGUUGCAAAAAUUACACACAUUAAACUUGGCUGACAAUCCUAUAUCAGAUUCGGGUCGUCUGUGGACGUUAGGCGUAUGUGGUGCUCUCCGAAAACUUACUCUCACUGGCACUCCAGCAGCUGAUGAUAUGGACUACCGCUCUCGCGUUGCCGCUGCGCUUCCAAUGCUCCUAUAUUUGGACGAUCGACCCCUACAUACAGACAUUGAAUACGAUUCUGAAGGUAUAUUUGGAGCUGCAUCCUCUUCAUCUGACAGUGAAGAUGAAGACGAGCCUGACCUUUUGCUCAAAGAAACCGAACCACUGCCAGCGGAGCCUGAACCGAUGCCUUCCACAUCCCAAGAUGAUUUUACACACCAUGAUCAAGUCGGUGACGGUAACUUUGGGAGUCCUGAAUGCGAUUUUUCACGGAGACGUCUGCGGCGUCGGCCAGCGACCACAGAGAAUGCUGGUGUGAGACCAACGAGGCCGGAUGUACCGCUUAGACCAAAAACAGCACAACACAGGCGUAGCACAACUGCAAAUGAACCAAGCCGACUAGAGAUUCUGAAUACUCUUAUGGAUGACGAAUGGCUAUGCAGUGGAAGCAAGUUGACAUCUUUGGAGGCAGUCUGCGGAAACUUAGCGAGAGCUUUGCGUCGAACUACUAGCGCAAAUCGUCGCUCUAAAGUAGAUGCCGAGAAAGAGUUGGUCGAACAAACGAUGGAAGACGCAUCACGAGCGAUAGCAGCUGAAAUACCACGUGCACCACGACUUGAAGACUGGGUCAAAUUCAAAGAAGAAACUGGGAUUGAUAUCAAUAUAGAUUUUAAUGAUAGACCAAAAGACGCAGAUCCAGCGAAGGUUCUCGAACGUCUCGAGCAAAUAGAGAAAGAAACUCAGAAAAGGGUUAAAGAAGAAGCUUUAAGGGGCAACACUAGCAAUACGGACAGAAGUUCGGCUAGCACAUCAUAUUUGCCAAACAGUGCUUUCCAUACCUUAUCAAUUAUGAAUGACUUUGAAAUGUUUCAGAGUUUUCAGACAGAUUUGGUUUCUAAUGCUUCGAAUUAUGAUCUCGAUUCGUAUUUUGACGAUGUCAACGAUUUGCGCUCCGUAAGCAGAGAAAGGGUUAGGUCUCCUCGUAACAAUGACUCACUAACGGAGUAAGAACAACUUUCCCUUACGAGGCGAUAUUGCAUUACCUAGUAGAUCUGUACUGGGAUUUGUUACGUUUACCGCAAAUGGCGCAAUUGCAUUUAAAAACUCAAUACGUAGGAACAUACCUAAUUGUUUAAUUUACCAGACUACGGAAUGGUGAAUUAAUUUGUCAGUUUGUGUAAAUAUACAUUUAGAUUAACCUCAAAAAUAGCUGAAUUGAUUGGAGUGAUGUCAGCAGAGAAUAAAGGCAAUUAGACCUUAUUAAUACUACUAGUGGAAGUUUCACCAUUAACCUAGUAUUGGACUAAUUAAUCUAAUUUGAUUGUGCCAUGGCAGGUUUUCAAUCAAUUUUCCAUCAACAGUCAACAACUCGUGUUUGUAAUGCAAUAAAUUCUUAAGAAAGAAAAUCCUUUCUUAGGCAUAGUUUAGUGAUAAUUUCGUGACAAUAUCUGGCACGAGAUCACGAUGCGUCGAGGCUGUUAGAAGCAACAGAAAGUUGAAAACAACUCACAAUGAUACACAUUGUAUUUCUAAAAUGUCUGCUACAAACAUACAUCCCAAAAACUUAUUGAUUUUUUCCCAAACUAACCUUCUUUUUAUAAUUUUUUGAAGAGACAUUAUGUCUGUUUUUAAAUAAUAACAGAACCUUUUUUUACUUAUUUUGUAUUGCAAAUGUAAGCUCCUUUGUUUUUGCUGUUGUGUAGGGAUAGUUUCUUCUUUAGAAAUGUUCAGCACUUUGAGAUUGCUAUGGGAUGAUUAAUAGGUACCUGUAUUUUUGUCCCCGCUUAUCCGGGUUGUUUGUUUGCCGUUAUUAUUUUAAUUAUUUACCGGAGAGGUUGUCUUAUUAUCCAUUUGAUUUAUAUAAAAUGUUGAACAAUUCAAUUUUAUGCUGUUCAUUAUGCUAUCUAAAAGUAGGCACAGUCAGCAACACAAUUCCAUUAAAACGAUUAAAAUUACCGGAAAAUAUGUGAACACUCGGAACACUAAAAUCUCAAAAUGCAAAGCUGUGUUCAUUGAAUUUAUUUUGUUCUA